Talaromyces proteolyticus is the source of this 1308-nucleotide messenger RNA. Its product is annotated as Zinc/iron permease. Gene Ontology annotation, biological process: zinc ion transmembrane transport. Gene Ontology annotation, molecular function: zinc ion transmembrane transporter activity. The record is from RefSeq and is a predicted model, not a curated record. The transcript has 2 exons. The coding region runs from base 1 to 1308 and encodes 435 amino acids. NCBI's taxonomy places the organism in Eukaryota, Fungi, Ascomycota, Eurotiomycetes, Eurotiales, Trichocomaceae. Gene Ontology annotation, cellular component: plasma membrane.
AUGUCAUUCCACUCCAUUAAAGAUGAUUAUUCUCAGUCGAUCGAGACCCGACUGACCAGUCGACAAGACGAGGGGUCUACGUGCGGUUCAGAUAAGGCUGGAUACUAUAAUACUCCGCUGCAUGUUGUAGCACUAUUCAUCAUAUUGAUUCUCAGCACAUUAGCAUGCUCUUUCCCCAUAUUAGCGCGCCGAUUCCCUCGACUACCUAUUCCACGCCGCUUCCUGUUCCUUUCCAGACACUUUGGUACAGGUGUCCUCAUAGCCACCGCAUUUGUCCAUUUGCUUCCGACUGCUUUUAAUUCCCUAACGAAUCCAUGUUUACCCGAAUUUUGGAACAAAGGCUAUCCGGCAAUGGCAGGUUUCAUAGCAAUGCUGUCGGUUUUUCUUGUUGUUACUGUCGAAAUGUUUUUCGCAAGCAAAGGCGCAAAACAUAUACAUGGGAAAGAAUACGAUGAAUUAAUGGGAGGACUUAGCACAGAAAACGAUCACAACGGGUUUUCUCCAACAGAUCAGGAGGAGUAUAUUCACUUAACGAACCAAUAUGACAAUCAGGAAGUGUCCGAGAUGGGAACUACGGAAAUGCUUCCCCAGCCUCAAACAGGAACAGAUACAAGAGCAUUUGAAUAUGAAAAUCACGACAAGGAUGAUGACGAAUUAGACCUGGAAGACUUAGAUCCAUAUUUUGACGAACGCCAUGACCAUAGUGCCGAAACCCUGAAUACACCGCCACUCCAUACCGACGCCUCGCAAAAUAGACCUCUUAGAGGCCACCAACGCCAGGGUAGCGAACCCUACGUACUACAGAACCCUCAAAGGCAGCUACUCCAAUGCCUCCUUCUCGAGGCAGGAAUUCUUUUUCACAGUAUUUUCAUUGGCAUGGCACUAAGUGUAGCCACCGGAACCUCUUUCAUCGUGCUCCUCGUGGCCAUUUCCUUCCAUCAGACCUUUGAAGGCUUCGCGUUGGGCUCACGUAUCGCAUCUCUAAUCCCAGAUCUCUUCCCUCGCUCUUCAAUGAAACCAUGGCUAAUGGCCUGCGCAUAUGGAACAACAACACCGAUCGGGCAGGCACUCGGUCUUCUUUUGCAUAACCUAUACGACCCUGCAAGCACGAUGGGCCUUUUGAUGGUCGGUUUCACAAACGCAAUCAGCAGCGGCUUGCUUCUUUUUGCCGGUCUCGUGGAGCUACUGGCAGAAGACUUUUUGAGUGAUUCAAGCUAUGAGACAUUAAAGGGCAAACGUCGAGUAGAAGCUUGUGUAGCGGUGGUUGGUGGAGCUUUGCUCAUGUCUAUGGUUGGUGCAUUUGCCUAG